AUGUCUUCAUUCUUCUUCUCAGCCCCAGUGGACAUCGAUAUUGUCCUCGAAGAUGCCGAUGAACGUCAGACGGUCGAUGUCAAGCUCGACAAAAACCGGCGGGAAAAGGCUCCCCUAUAUCUCGAUGGCGAAUCCGUGAAAGGCGCAGUCACAAUCAGACCAAAAGAUGGAAAGCGACUGGAACACACUGGCAUCAAAGUGCAAUUUAUUGGAUUGAUUGAAAUGUUCUUCGAUCGCGGAAACCAUUAUGAAUUCCUCUCUCUUGGGCAAGAACUGGCCGCGCCGGGCGAAUUGCAACACCCUCAAACAUUCCCAUUUAACUUCAAGAACGUGGAAAAACAGUACGAGUCAUAUAAUGGUAUCAACGUCAAAUUACGCUAUUUCGUCCGCGUCACCGUAUCGAGAAGGAUGGCCGAUGUGAUCCGGGAGAAGGACAUCUGGGUCUAUUCGUACCGGAUACCACCCGAGACCAACAGUUCGAUUAAGAUGGACGUCGGUAUUGAGGACUGCUUACAUAUCGAGUUCGAAUACUCAAAGAGCAAAUACCACCUGAAAGACGUCAUCGUCGGUCGGAUAUACUUCCUCUUGGUUAGAUUGAAAAUCAAACACAUGGAAUUGUCGAUUAUCCGGAGAGAGACGACCGGUGUUGCACCCAAUCAGUACAACGAGAGCGAAACCUUGGUGAGAUUCGAGAUUAUGGACGGCUCUCCAUCACGAGGCGAGACAAUCCCUAUUCGACUGUUUCUGGGGGGCUUCGACUUGACCCCGACUUUCCGCGAAGUGAACAAGAAAUAUUCCACCCGAUACUACCUCAGCCUUGUAUUGAUUGACGAAGACGCCCGCCGCUACUUCAAGCAGUCGGAAAUCGUCCUGUACCGACAAGCGCCCGAGCUGCCCCCACCCAUGGCUACUGACAACCCUAGCGUUGGUGGGAAGCAACCUGUCCAGUUGCCGCCGGCACCUGCCUGA
This is a messenger RNA of Rhinocladiella mackenziei CBS 650.93, 969 nucleotides long. RefSeq lists its product as uncharacterized. The coding region runs from base 1 to 969 and encodes 322 amino acids. The record is from RefSeq and is a predicted model, not a curated record. Gene Ontology annotation, cellular component: retromer complex; endosome. The transcript is spliced from 5 exons. NCBI's taxonomy places the organism in Eukaryota, Fungi, Ascomycota, Eurotiomycetes, Chaetothyriales, Herpotrichiellaceae. Gene Ontology annotation, biological process: retrograde transport, endosome to Golgi; intracellular protein transport.